AUGGAACUAGAUCGGGCCGCCGAGGAUGAGGAGUUGAUGCUUCAAGACCAGAACGACACAGAGGAUGCUAGGCGCUUCAUCCUUGGUAGCGGCGCGCAUGCUGCUAUCGAUGUGGACUCCGAUGCUGGAACAGGGAUGGGAAUGGGAUCCUCGAGCCCGACUGACCCAAGCACGGCUUCGGCGGCUAGGGGAGGAGGAGGAUCUAAGAAAAGGUCCAAAGCGUGGGACGACUUCACAGAGGUCACCGCCAUUGAGAAAGGGAAAAUGGUAAGAAUCGCUGCCAUCUGCAAUCACUGCAAUCAGAGCCUGUCUGUUAAAUCCUCUUCUAGCAUUGGACAUUUGCUCCGCCAUAAUUGCCCUGCUAAGAAAGAAAAGGAACGUACCGGUAGAAUUCAAUCUAUUCUUAAAUAUAAUCCUGAUGGUUCUCUUGUGUGUUGGGAGUACUCUGAUGUAGUAGCACGUAAUGUAUUAUGCCGUUUGAUUGCUAGAAUUGAUCUGCCUCUUUGUUUUGCUGAAUCUGAUGCAUUUCAAGAAUAUAUUAUGAAUGCUCAUAAUCCUAGAUUUGUUAAGAUAUCUAGGCAAACUAUUGCUAGAGAUUUGAUCAAGCUUUUUAAUGAACGUAUGGAGAAACUUAUUGAAACCUUGAAAAAUUCAGUUUCAUCUAUUGCUAUUACUUCUGAUAUAUGGUGUGGUAAGGCUAAAGAGGACUACAUUAGUGUGGUUGCUCAUUUUGUCAAUUUUCAUUGGAGGUUAGAAAAGAGGUUACUUGGUUUAAGGCCAAUUGAAGUGGUACAUACUGGCAGGAACAUUGCUGAUAGAGUUGCCACGGUGGUAGAUGAUUAUGACAUUGCUGAUAAAAUAUUUUCUAUUGUUCUUGACAAUGCCUCAGCUAAUAGAACUGCAGUAUCUGUUCUAAAACCUGUGUUUUCUAAGUAUAUUGGCCAUUUAAUUCCUCCUGAGGAUAAAGAAGAAGAUGACUUAUCUGCUAUUCUCUUGCAUCAGCGCUGUAAUGUUCCAGAGGCAUGGGAUGAUAUCUAUGAAGAUGAUGUCUUGCCUGGAAGGCCAACAGGUACUCCUGUAUCUGUAUCAUCUACUGCUGCUGCUAUAUCUGAGUUGUCUUCAUAA
Messenger RNA from Panicum hallii, 1125 nucleotides. RefSeq names its product zinc finger BED domain-containing protein RICESLEEPER 2-like. The coding region runs from base 1 to 1125 and encodes 374 amino acids. Lineage: Eukaryota; Viridiplantae; Streptophyta; Magnoliopsida; Poales; Poaceae. The transcript is spliced from 2 exons. The record is from RefSeq and is a predicted model, not a curated record.